AUGGUGGCUGGUGAGUAUAGUUCAUUGUUUGGGGUUAGUUUUGGCAAGGUAACUGCUUUGUCUAAGAAAAAUAUUGCAUUAGUUUAGUUAACCAUAAUGAUGAUGACCUAUGUACUGAAUGCUUGUUUCUCUAUUUAGUAUCGGUGAUUGCCAUGGCAGUUGGAACUGGUAAAGUGUCCUUUUACCAAUUCCUCUAAGAAUGAAUAGCCUACAGAUACAUGACUGUAAAAAGGGCUAGCUGGAGCCAUCUGAGUGGUUGGCCUUAGAUGCCCUCACCAAUUAGUGACUUAAUGCUGACUCUACUUUGGUCUGACCCCACUACAGGCGGUCCGGCAAGAACCAGGCAGAUGUGUUCAUAUCCAGAGUUUUACCACCACCCAUAGUAUUAACACACAGACACACUCUUCAGUUAUUUAGAAAUAUACUUUUUCUAAACGGAAUAACUAACUUUUGAGGUAUGACAUGCUGUAUGUGAACCUAACAGUUGGAUAUUAAAUAUUACCCAUCUAAGAGAGAAGUUGUUGGGCUCAUCCUUAUAUCCAUGCCUUCCAGUACUAUUAGUAACUAAGCAUCGUUUAGCAGCACAAAACCCCCAACAGUAGGCCCAACUCUUCCUGCCAUCCAGGACCUCUAUACCAGGCGGUGUCAGAGGAAGGCCCUCAAAAUUGUCAAAGACUCCAGCCACCCUAGUCAUAGACUGUUCUCUCUGCUACCGCACGGCAAGCGGUACCGGAGUGCCAAGUCUAGGUCCAAAAGACUUCUCAACAGCUUCUACCCCCAAGCCAUAAGACUCCUGAACAGCUAAUCAUGGCUACCCUCACUAUUUGCACUGCCUCCCCCCCACCCCAUCCUUUUUACGCUGUUGCUACUCUGUUAAUUAUUUAUGCAUAGUCACUUUAACUCUACCCACAUGUACAUAUUACCUCAACUACCUCAACUAGCCGGUGCCCCCGCACAUUGACUCUGCAACGGUACCCCCCUGUAUAUAUAGCCUCCCUACUGUUAUUUUAUUUUACUUCUGCUCUUUUUUUCUCAAUCCUUUUUUUUGUUGUUGUUUUAUCUUUACUUUUCUUGUUAAAAAUAAAUGCACUGUUGGUUAAGGGCUGUAAGUAAGCAUUUCACUGUAAUGUCUGCACCUGUUGUAUUCGGCGCAUGUGACCAAUAAAAUUUGAUUUGAUUUGAUUUGAACUCACUUUCUUAGACGGACGCACAAUCUUCCUAGUGAACAGUCAACUUGGUCACCAGCCAAAACUUGCGUCGUCUUCUUCCGAUUAAAACACUCUGACCUGGGGUGGAAGGGGUCAGUCCAAGUGUCCAUUUGGGCAAGUUGAUUGUUGGAAACCAGGAGGCUAAGAUAGACAGCUGAGAAGGGAAGAAGUGACUUGCACAUGGCUUUUAUUUGAUAUAUAUAUAUAUAUAUAUAUACUUACAAUGAGGGGAUUCAAUUAAUCUGGCCCGAGCACCUGGGUAGGUGUGUUUUGCACCGGGUGAAAGUUGAUUGCAUUCGUUUUGGACCCGGGCUGCUUCCUGGGCGUGAGCCAGGUGCCCCGUUCAAAGCCCAUGGCCAUGUCAUCUCAAAACAAUAUUGACGUAAUUAAGCACAUGGAGUAAUGAGUAUGAUUCUGUGUUUUCACAUGUACAAUUGAUUUGCUUUUGAUAAAAAUGCUUUAUCUGCCUUCCAAAUGAAAAGUAAUUUGAAAAUUCAAACAUAUAUGUUGUAUGUUUCUGGACGAUGCACCAUGCUGCUUUGUUGACAACAUAAGAGUGCCGCAAAUUACUGUUCAAUUUAAGAAGGGCGCUCCUCCCUCACCGCUUUUGCCCGUUCACGUCACGGGCCAUAGACUGGUGGCCCGUGACUCAGCAUAAUGGAAUCCUGAUAUUUGUUACUACAAAACUCCAAUGUCAAAACAAAUGUUUGUCACUUUAUUACAAUUUAAACAACAGAAUGGGGAGACAUGUCUACAAUCUGCAUUCUGCACUAUAAUUUUGCCCUCGUGCACAUGACAGUAGUGCCAUAUCUGCUUAUGGGAGGUGUGACCCAGAACUCCUGUGUUUUUGUUUGCUUGUUGAAAGGUUUGUUGUUUGGGCCUGACAGGUACAGCUGCAAUGCUCAUGGCCCCUGUUGCUUUGGGAGUGAUGGGGUUUGGUGCUGGUGGGGUUGCAGCUGGAUCAACCGCAGCAGGCAUGAUGUCUUCUGCAGCCGUGGCCAAUGGAGGUGGGGUAGCAGCAGGGAGCCUUGUUGCUGCUCUACAGUCAGCAGGUAAAGAUGACAAGAAAUUGCAUUUUUCAAUGUAAUGUAAACUAAAUUCAUCAGGACAGUCUUGUGGUUCUGUCAUGAUUUUAACUAGUGUGUUUGACAUAAAUAGGCCUAAUCUGGUUGCUGUUCCUCUAGGAGCUGCAGGACUCACUAGUGUGGCCACAGUGUUUGUGGGAAGUGUAGGAGCGGCAGCCGGUGGAGCGGUGGGAUGGGUGACGUCGAAGUUCAGGGGGUGA
Molecule: messenger RNA, 2493 nt
Organism: Coregonus sp. 'balchen'
Lineage: Eukaryota; Metazoa; Chordata; Actinopteri; Salmoniformes; Salmonidae
Source: the annotation of a GenBank genome assembly